Messenger RNA from Acanthamoeba castellanii str. Neff, 1089 nucleotides. RefSeq names its product CRAL/TRIO domain containing protein. Gene Ontology annotation, cellular component: cytoplasm. The coding region runs from base 1 to 1089 and encodes 362 amino acids. NCBI's taxonomy places the organism in Eukaryota, Discosea, Longamoebia, Acanthamoebidae. The transcript is spliced from 10 exons. The record is from RefSeq and is a predicted model, not a curated record.
AUGAGCAAGUACAGCGAAGAGGAGAAGGCAGCCUUCCGUGCGGAGGAAGACAAGAAAAUAGAGGACAUGAAGGUCCGUCUGUUGGCGGAGGGGCGGGAAGUCGACUACGAGCUGCACGACGACUUCACACUCCGGCGCUUCCUGCGUGCCCGUGGAGGCGACCUCGACAAGGCCUACGACAUGUUCACGGCGAGUCUCCAGUGGCGAAAGGAACAUGGCGUGGACACGAUCCGCGAGACAGCUCCGCGAGACAACAAGAACUUUGCUCUUCUCGUGAAGUACUGGCCUGGUCGCAUGUACAAAACCGACAAGACCGGAGUUCCUGUGUACUAUGAACGCAUCGGUGCCGUGGACGUCAAGGGCUUGGUGAGCUCUGUUCCCGCUGAAGACAUCACUUCGUUCCACAUCCACCAGCAAGAGGAAGCCCGAGCCCUUAAGCAGCGCCUGAGUAAAGAGGCGGGCAAGUCGAUGUACGCAAACAUCGUGGUCGAGGACCUUGCGGGGUUGGGGAUGAGCCACAUGUACACGCCCGGCAUCGAUCUGUUCAAGAAGAUCAUCGCCAUGGACCAAAACAACUACCCCGACACGCUGAAGGUCAAGAUCAUGGGCGGAGAUUACAAGGACGCUUUGCUUGAGGUCAUUGACGAGGAGAACCUGCCGGAGGAGUACGGCGGCAAGAGCACCUGCGAGGGAGGCUGCGUGCCGGGUGGCGGCAAGUUUUGCGAUCAGAAGGACGACGGGACGUCGUACAAUCCCCUGCAAGCCACCGUCGGCCGGAAGGAUACGUUUGAGGCCAAGCUGAACAUUGAUAGGGAAGGAAGCACGCUCUCCUGGGAGUUCAGCACCAAGAGCCACGACAUCGGCUUUGGUGUCUUUUACUCCCCUGAUGGAGAAGCCAAGAACCGCGAGACGGUCGUGGGAUCGGAACGAUUCAAUGCCCACGAGAGCACGGUGCAGGGUCACCUUGUCGCCAAGAGGGCCGGCACCUACAUCCUGCAAUGGGACAACACCUACUCGUACAUGAAGAGCAAAGCCCUCACCUACCAGAUUUUCAUCAGCCCGCCCAGCGAAAGCGACACCACGGCCUAG